GCUGCCGUCCUCUACUUGGACCUGUGCAACUACACGGAGCUCAGCUCAAAGAUGGAAGUCAUGCAGCUCGCCAUGCUCGUUCACUCUGUAUUCUCCCGCUUUGACUCGGCGGUCCAGACGCGUCAGCUCUUCAAGAUGGACACGAUAGGAGACGCAUACGUGUGCGCGUGCUGGGUGGACGGAGAGAGCGAGCGGGAGGUUUGUCAGAGGAUGGUUGCCCUCGCGUCCGACAUGAUCGACAUCGUCGAGCAGGCAGGUCUUGACUUCCACGUCCCCCUCGCCUGCCGCAUCGGCAUCGCCAUGGGGUCCUGCCUGGCAGGGACGGUGGGGCUGCUGCAGCCGAGGUACCAGCUCAUGGGGGAGGCGGUGGAGGAGGCGCACAGGCUGGAGAGCACAGCGAGGCAGCAGGGGAUAAACAUCAGCGACGAAGUCGGUCGAGUGCUGCGG
Molecule: messenger RNA, 447 nt
Organism: Guillardia theta CCMP2712
Lineage: Eukaryota; Cryptophyceae; Pyrenomonadales; Geminigeraceae
Exons: 1
Biological process (GO): cyclic nucleotide biosynthetic process; response to oxygen levels
Cellular component (GO): guanylate cyclase complex, soluble
Molecular function (GO): guanylate cyclase activity
Source: RefSeq, a predicted model, not a curated record